CCCAGCUAAAUCGGACACCCGAAAUUAAUCACACUGGCUGGCUGGCUGGAGAGGAAAAGUAGUGAGCUCCCACCUCCCUCCCUGCAUCUCUGCUCCCACCACCACCACCAAACCCUCCGAUCCAAACCCUCCUCCCUCCCUCGCAUGCCGCCGCGGCCCCCGAGGCGGCGGCGCUGCUGACUCCUCCUACUCCUCCGCGGAGACGACAUGGGCGGGGUGACGUCCACCAUCGCCGCGCGCUUCGCCUUCUUCCCACCCACGCCGCCGUCCUACACCGUCGUCGCCGACGCCGCCACCGGCCGCCUCCUAAUCCCCGAGAUCUCUCGGGCCCCCGCGCGCCGCCGUAGGCGGGAUGGCGGCGGGGACUCCUCGUCCGGCGCCGCCCAGGAGGAGGACGGCACGGAGGUGGUGCGUCUCCGCACGCGCCGCGGGAACGAGAUCGUGGGGGUGUACGUGCGCAACGCGCGGGCCUCCGCCACGCUGCUCUACUCCCACGGCAACGCCGCGGACCUCGGGCAGAUGUACGGACUCUUCGUCGAGCUCAGCCGUCGGCUCCGCGUCAACAUCUUCGGGUAUGAUUAUGCUGGUUAUGGAAGGUCUACAGGGAAACCCACUGAGUAUAAUACAUAUGCAGACAUUGAAGCAGCAUAUAACUGCCUCAAGGAAAAAUAUGGUGUGGCAGAUGAGGAUAUAAUCCUAUAUGGUCAGUCUGUUGGAAGUGGCCCAACCAUUGAUCUCGCUUCACAGUUGCCGAACUUGCGAGCUGUAGUUUUGCACAGUCCCAUUUUAUCGGGACUAAGAGUGCUAUAUCCAGUUAAAAAGACAUUUUGGUUUGACAUUUACAAGAAUGUGGACAAAAUCGGCUUGGUAAAUUGUCCAGUUCUUGUCAUUCAUGGUACAUCAGACGAUGUUGUUGAUUGCUCCCAUGGGAAACAGCUAUGGGAGCUUUGCAAGGUGAAACAUUCACCUUUGUGGCUAAGUGGUGGUGGGCACUGCAAUCUCGAAUUGUAUCCUGACUACAUCAGACACUUGAAGAAAUUUGUGUCGAGCCUUGGCAAGAAAUCAGCAAAACAUGACCUAAAAGAGGCAUCUGCAAAGGAUGACAGUUCUAGUAAAGAUGCAGAGCCUGCAUCUUCUGACAAGCCUCGAGAGGUUGCGAAGUGCCGACAGAUCUCGCGGAAGAGCUUAGAUAGUCGAGUCGGGAAAUCCAAAACAGUGGAUGUUCCUGAAAAGCCACGGAUGAGCUCAGAUGAUGUUGACAAAUUCAGGAGGAGAAGAUGCUUGGUUUGGUGAUGUAUGAUAUGGCACAAUUAUGGUGUAGUAUUGAAUACCAUAGCAUGAGAAUCAAGCAUACAUUGUAGUAUUGUACAGCGAGGAACAGCAUGAGCAGUUCCCGCAUUCGAGGGAUAAGAGCUGUUUUAAUACGGGAAAGAGAAUCAAGAAGCUGCUGAAUAAGCUGUCAUCUAUCAAAGAGGUACGUCUUAACAUGGUUACUUUAUCGGUUAUAGACGCGUGCGCAACCGACCUGUUUUGCAACACCAGUGGCAGCAUCAUUUCCAUCAUGUAGAAGUGUACCAUUAUUGUCUGUAAUCAUGAGUGACGAAAGCAGAACAUUUGCUGCCACUUUGCGUAGUCUAAAGUAUUGGCGCAAUCACAAGUGACAUGUUCUAGUCUGGAUAUGCCAAUAUAAGUGUUCAUAUGUUACUUUCGUCUA
Messenger RNA from Brachypodium distachyon (stiff brome), 1714 nucleotides. Its product is annotated as alpha/beta hydrolase domain-containing protein 17B. The record is from RefSeq and is a predicted model, not a curated record. The transcript has 5 exons. The coding region runs from base 208 to 1293 and encodes 361 amino acids. NCBI's taxonomy places the organism in Eukaryota, Viridiplantae, Streptophyta, Magnoliopsida, Poales, Poaceae.